Messenger RNA from Beta vulgaris subsp. vulgaris (sugar beet), 1328 nucleotides. RefSeq names its product nudix hydrolase 9. Bases 217 to 1128 code for a protein of 303 amino acids. The record is from RefSeq and is a predicted model, not a curated record. Gene Ontology annotation, molecular function: GDP-mannose hydrolase activity. The transcript has 9 exons. Lineage: Eukaryota; Viridiplantae; Streptophyta; Magnoliopsida; Caryophyllales; Amaranthaceae.
AGACGGAAAUUAUAUUGCUCAUCAAUUAACAAAUUCGUCUCUUUCAUUCUUUUGGAAUAAAUAAAACAACUACCGUACAACCAUACCACGAUAUCCUUACUAAUUUCGAAUAUUUUGUCCCUUGAUUAAUGCAUUAGCUUUUCGACUUUCCCCAAUUAAUUUAUCUUGUCCGUCGAGAGCAAAUCCUAAGAUUCGUUUAAUCUCUCUCCUCUUUCAAUGUCAGCUUCAAUGGCGAAAAGUGGCACCUCCAAUGUCAUCACUCAUCUUCCUUACAAGCUCAUGCUCUCCUGUCCCACUGGUCUCCCUCCUUCUCAGGUAUCAGUGGUUUUUGAUCAAGUGUAUGAUAGGAUCCCACAUCCAGACGUAAAUCUUGAGAAUUCUAUUGCUGAGAUAUGGGAUCAAAGAGCUCAACAAAAUUCAUCAUUGUAUAAUGGGAAGAAGUUCAGAUAUGGUGGACAUGCCUCGCAUGCUGGUGAUGCUGGACAGGAGGAAGAUUGUCGCGUAUUUUUGCACCUUGGUUUGACAGAUUACAGGACUUUCGUGGGAACAAACUUAAAUCCAUUAUGGGAAAAGUUUCUAGUUCAAACAGAAGAUGAAACUGUUCGCUGUCAACAUACUUCAAAUCCACUAGGCAAUGGUGGAAUUGUGGAGACUUCUGAUGCAAAGAUUCUUGUGCUGAAGCGAAGUAAUAAUGUGGGGGAAUUCCCAGGACAUUUUGUUUUCCCUGGUGGUCAUCCAGAGCCCGAAGAGGUUGGAAUUACGUCUCACAGAAAGUUGGACACUGAGUCCUUACAUAGAAGUGUUUCCUUGGAGAUGUUUGAUAGUAUUAUACGUGAAGUAGUCGAAGAAACUGGAGUACCUGCCAUAUCCUUGUCCAAGCCGGUUUUUAUUGGUAUAUCACGAAGAGAGCUGAAUGUGCGACCUACUGCUUUCUUCUUCAUGAAGUGCUCGCUUCAGUCAAAAGAAAUUGAGAAGUUGUACAGUUCUGCACAAGAUGGCUUUGAAUCCACUCAACUUUAUGCAAUUUCAAAGGAUGACUUGGAGAAUUUGGCAUGUAAGAUGCCUGGUUGCCACCAUGGAGGAUUAGCUCUCUAUAGAUUGAUGUUGGAGGCUGUGAAACAGAUUUGAGAAUAUUAUCUUAAUAUCAUAGCUGAGAUUCACUCAGCUAAAUCCAGAUUUAUUCCAAGGAAAACACUUGUAAUAUGACUGAAAACUCCUUUGAUUACUGGUUAUACACUUCCAGUCAGAUGUUUGUUUGUUGUAGACCUCGAAACUUAUACGACCUGGCGUUAUAUAUUGAGAUGUGUAGGUGCUGAAUAUUUUUGAUA